Molecule: messenger RNA, 888 nt
Organism: Mya arenaria
Lineage: Eukaryota; Metazoa; Mollusca; Bivalvia; Myida; Myidae
Product: microfibril-associated glycoprotein 4-like
Exons: 3
Coding region: 1-888 (295 amino acids)
Source: RefSeq, a predicted model, not a curated record
AUGGCGAAGGCAAUUGUGCCGAGCGGGGAUACUGGUGAUGCUACUUUUUUCAACGCAAGUUCAAGUUUGGAAUGUCAAAGAAUCUGUCGUAAAAUAACAGCUGGGGAACUGUUCUUGUUUUCUACUACUACUCAUCCACACUGCGCAUGCUUUUCCGGAAACUCCGUGAACGCGGCGUUCGUUGAAAACGCCAAUGGUGAUGGUGUCUAUGGACAACUGUUGACAUCGUACCCAUAUGAUUGCCUUGCCACCUUCAACGCGGGACAAACAGCUGAUGGCGUCUACACUAUACAACCAAUGGGAGGCGAGCCGACAACGUUCUGGUGUGAUAUGACAAAUGGCGGCUGGACUGUCAUCCAACGAAGAAUGGACGGCUCGGAGAACUUCGAAAGGCUAUGGGCGGACUAUGCAGCCGGGUUUGGAAGCCGGGAAGCGGAAUAUUGGCUUGGUCUUAACAAUAUACACCGUCUCACCACUAAGUCCAGCUCGUUCAUGGAAGCGUGGCCCGGGGAACCAGUUAUGACUCACUUUGAAACGUACAGUAACUUCAGCGUUGGAUCAGAGGCCACCAAUUUCACACUUUAUGUUGACAGCUUCAUAGAAAGCAAUAACAGCUUCGUAAGUCGGAUUGUUGGUAAACAAAGCGGACGACCAUUUUCUACAGUAGACAGAGAAGCCGAGAAUAUUGGAAACAAAAACUGCUCAUGGCUUACAAGAGGACCCUGGUGGCACGCACACGACUGUUUCCCGUUGUCGCUUAAUGGGGUGUAUUUUGUCGGUGGAACCUACAGCACCACCCGUUGGUUGUACGAGGGUAUUGAGUGGUUCAAACUCUGGGAGUACACCUACUCACUGAAGACAAGCGUGAUGAAAAUUAAAAGAAAUUAA